GUAUUGUCCUAGCUAGCAUCAGUUGCUAAUCCGGUAUCUACUGUUUACCUGACGCCUGUACAGCAGGAGGCUCGGAAAAACUCUAUUUCCCCCCUUCCUAUCCUUGAAGCUGUUCCCUUUCCACGGAAUAGUUAUCACUGAGAUGAUAAAUAUAUAAACCAGGCAGUUUAUACUGUCAUUUUCUCUCUAAUUUAAUUAAAACACUAUGAAUUAAUUUCUCUACGCCUUUUUUUUUUAAAGCCGCAGUGACUAGACGAAGCUAAGUGCUUUGUGCUCAGGAUGUGUGCGUCAGUGAAAUACAGCUCUCGCGGUCCGGCUCUCAUCCCUCGCAUGAAGACCAAACACCGGAUCUACUACAUCACUCUGUUCUCGGUGGUGCUGCUGGGUUUAAUCGCCACCGGAAUGUUCCAGUUCUGGCCUCACUCCAUCGAGUCUUCGGCGGAGUGGACGCUGGACCGCCGCAGUGUGCACGAUGCUCCGCUGGUCAAACUGCCCACGUCCAGUCCCAUCCCCGAGAGAGGAGACCUGAGCUGCCGCAUGCACACCUGCUUCGACGUCUACCGCUGUGGCUACAAUCCCAAAAACCGCAUCAAGGUGUACAUCUACCCCCUGCAGAGGUUUGUGGAUGAGGUGGGUGUGCCCAUCAGCAGUAGCGGUCUGUCCCGUGAGUAUAACGAGCUGCUGAGUGCCGUCUCCGACAGCGACUUCUACACCGAUGAUGUCACUCGCGCCUGUCUGUUCAUCCCCUCCAUCGACGUGCUGAACCAGAACUCUCUACGCAUUCGGGAAACCGCUCAGGCCCUCGCCGUGUUACCCAGAUGGGAUAAGGGGAUGAAUCACUUACUGUUCAACAUGUUACCCGGAGGACCUCCGGACUACAACACGGCGCUGGACGUUCCCAGAGACAGAGCUUUGCUAGCUGGAGGCGGUUUCUCGACGUGGACCUACAGACAAGGCUACGAUGUCAGCAUCCCCGUGUACAGCCCCCUGUCAGCUGAAGUGGACCUCCCGGAGAGACAGCCCGGCCCGAGGCGAUACUUCAUCCUGUCGUCUCAGACCGCCGUCCAUCGGGAGUACCGCACAGAGCUGGAGAGGCUGAAGGAGGAGAACGGAGAGUCCAUCCUCCUGCUGGACAAGUGCAGUAACCUCUCUCAGGGCGUGGCCUCGGCCCGGAAACGCUGCUCCAAGGGCCAGACGUACGACUACCCCCAGAUCCUACAGGAAUCGUCGUUCUGCGUGGUGUUACGCGGCGCUCGACUCGGCCAGGCCACUCUCAGCGACGUGCUGCAGGCAGGAUGUGUUCCCGUCGUCAUGGCCGACUCGUACAUCCUUCCCUUCUCUGAGGUGCUGGACUGGAAAAGAGCGUCGGUCGUCAUUCCGGAGGAGAAGCUUCCGGAGAUGUAUAUGAUUUUGAAAAGUAUUCCUCAUAGACAGGUGGAGGAGAUGCAGAGACAGGCUCGCUGGUUCUGGGACGCGUACUUCAGCUCCAUGAAGGCCAUCGGCUUGACCACGCUGCAGAUCAUCAACGAUCGCAUUUACCCCUACGCAGCACGCACGUACGAGCAGUGGAACAACCCUCCGGUCGUGAAGUGGUCCAGCGUGAACAGUCCGCUCUUCCUCCCGCUGAUUCCUCCACGGUCCCCGGGAUUCACCGCCGUGGUUCUGACCUACGACCGGGUCGAGAGUCUCUUCAGGGUCAUCACAGAGAUCUCCAAAGUGCCGAGUCUGGCCAAGCUGCUGGUGGUCUGGAACAACCAGAACAAGAGUCCACCUGAAGAAUCUCUUUGGCCCAAAAUCACCGUUCCUCUCAAAGUGGUGCGCACCAAAGAAAACAAACUCAGCAAUCGCUUCUUUCCCUUCGACGAGAUCGAGACCGAGGCGGUGCUGGCCAUUGAUGAUGACAUCAUCAUGCUGACCUCUGACGAGCUGCAGUUUGGAUACGAAGUGUGGCGGGAAUUCCCGGACAGGCUGGUGGGAUAUCCCGGUCGACUCCAUUUAUGGGACCAUGAGAUGGGGAAGUGGAAGUACGAGUCAGAGUGGACUAACGAGGUGUCGAUGGUGUUGACCGGAGCCGCGUUUUAUCACAAGUACUUCAAUUAUCUGUACACGUACAAGAUGCCGGGAGACAUUAAGAACUGGGUGGACGCUCAUAUGAACUGCGAGGAUAUCGCCAUGAACUUCCUGGUGGCCAACAUCACGGGGAAAGCUCCUAUAAAGGUGACGCCGCGUAAGAAGUUCAAGUGCCCCGAGUGCACGGCGAUAGACGGGCUGUCGUUGGACCAGACGCACAUGGUGGAGAGGUCUGAGUGCAUAAACAAAUUCGCGUCUGUAUUCGGCACCAUGCCUCUGAAGGUCGUGGAACACCGUGCUGAUCCCGUUUUAUACAAGGAUGACUUCCCGGAGAAGCUCAAGAGUUUUCCCAACAUCGGGAGUUUAUGACCGAGUCCCGCUCCUGUUCUUUACGAGACCUCCGUCUCGUAAAAAAAAAAAAAAACACAUCACAGAAUGCUCUAGGACUCAUCGAUGUCGUUUAACUUUUAAAGAUAAGAGCGCAUAAGGGGAAUCGUCCUGUUGCUGUAUCUACACGUGUUCUUUUAUCCAGAUGGAUCACCAGGAACUUGGAAAGAAGAACCAACAACUGGAACGUCACAGAGCAGAUUGUGUCUGUCGAUAACACUGAAAAUUCGGGUCCACUGAAAAACAAUGUUUGACCUUGAGAAGCCCAAAUCGUGUCUUUUUAUAUGUUUUUAUAGAAAACGAGGGUUGGAUUGGAGAGUCUCAGAGCAGUGUCAGUAUAUUAAACUUGCCGGAGCUCUCGGUGGUCCGAAUUUA
Molecule: messenger RNA, 2832 nt
Organism: Ictalurus furcatus (blue catfish)
Lineage: Eukaryota; Metazoa; Chordata; Actinopteri; Siluriformes; Ictaluridae
Gene: ext2
Product: exostosin glycosyltransferase 2
Exons: 15
Coding region: 280-2439 (719 amino acids)
Cellular component (GO): membrane
Molecular function (GO): glycosyltransferase activity
Source: RefSeq, a predicted model, not a curated record